This is a messenger RNA of Vigna umbellata (rice bean), 785 nucleotides long. RefSeq lists its product as uncharacterized. The record is from RefSeq and is a predicted model, not a curated record. NCBI's taxonomy places the organism in Eukaryota, Viridiplantae, Streptophyta, Magnoliopsida, Fabales, Fabaceae.
GUUCACGGAACAUAAAACCACAAAUAAAAAACAAAACAGUGACAGAUACACAUGUAUUAAUCUGUUAUAACCAUGUUCAUAUCCAUGGAACUUGAAAGGUCCUUCAACACCCCAAUGGAACCUUCUCAACCAUGCACUUUCUAGCCCCUUUCCAUUUCAACCACGAACCCUAAUUUUCUUAAUAUGGCCACUAUCCUGGAAGUUCACCAUUGAUUUUACAUCACCCUUUAUCAUACUAUAAAUACAAACCCUAGCUUCAAUCUUUUUUUGAUAUCAGUUGAGACAAUUGGAUUUUGGUUGGUGAUUAGCUAACCCUUUUGUUGAUAAUGCUUGGAGUUGAUAACAACCAUGGUGUGAUGAUGAAUAGAAAAGGAAAGAGCAAAAGGGGUGAGAAGAAGGAUGUUAAAGUGACAUAUAUUUCAAGCCCUAUGAAGGUGAAGACCAGUGCUUCAAACUUCAGAGCCCUUGUGCAAGAACUCACAGGCCAAUUCUCCAAUGUUGCUGAAAUGUUUGUGGAAGCUGAUUAUUGUUACAAUUAUGAUGAUGGUGUUCUUGAUGAUGUUAAGCUAAAGGGCACAAACAUUCAACAAUGGAGUGGCACUAGUGAAACCUAUUCUCAUGACUCUAGUUCUUGGUUCAAUCAUUCUACCUCUUUCAUGGAACCACUAAAUGGACAACUUCAAUCUGAAUUCUUCAGCUUCGAUAUGAUUUAGAAGUUUUUGAUCAUCAUUCAUUAGAAGCAACAACAAUAAGUCCCUUUCUCUUUUUUAUUUUUAUCCUUUUAC